Molecule: messenger RNA, 2308 nt
Organism: Bursaphelenchus xylophilus (pine wood nematode)
Lineage: Eukaryota; Metazoa; Nematoda; Chromadorea; Rhabditida; Aphelenchoididae
Source: the annotation of a GenBank genome assembly
AUGCCCAGAGGGCUCCAGAAUCCACGGAUUUUUGGGCCGCUGGUUGUUGGCCUGGUGCUGAUAACCUACUUGUUUUAUUACAAUUCUGUGGAGGAUAAGGUAUUCAAGUUGGAUGUUCCCGAUAGCGAAAUUCCUUUGACCGGAGGACCUUCAUUGGGUAUUAAGGUAUGUUUUGGGGUUUUUUGGACAUUUUUCUACCGUUUAGGACUAAACUCGAUUUUGCAGAAGCCUCUUAUAUUGAUUUACACCAAAGUUUUUGGGGAUGAUCCAAUAGCUAAGGAUUAUCUGGGGGGAUGUCCUUUGAAAUGCCAGUUAACCGCUGAUAAGCGCCUGUUUACUGAUGCGCAUGCUGUCGUCUUCCAUGGGGGAGAUUUCAAGGCUCACGAUUUGCCAAAGAAGAGAGCGAACCCAACUCAAAAAUGGGUCUUCUGGAGCAUGGAAACCAAAGAAGCAGGGUAUCUAAAGCAAAGUCAAGAUGGGAUUGAUGGUAAGACAGAUUUUUGAUGAGUUGAAAAUGGGAGCUAGAAGUUUUAGAGACAUUAGUGAGGUCUGGAAGGAGAAUUUAUCACGGUUUUAAACUCUAAUCAUCAUUUCGGGCCUUGUUUUAAAAAAAAAUACAUCGUUUCAGCCCUCAAACCCGAUUGGAUUAUGGAUUAUUCAACCGCAGCUCAUAUUCCUCAUUAUUAUGGUGGAUUCUACGUUGAUCCGCAGACUGCCCAGGGAAAGGGUUACCAGCCGGUGGCAAAUCUCACGACGGAGGAAAUUCUCAAGGAUAAGCAGUUUCGAGGAGCAAUCGGAUUCAUAUCAAAUUGCGGUAGCAAGGAGAGAUUAAAGGCCGCAAAAGCGAUGUCAAAGUAAGGGGAAAAUGGCUAGAUAUUGAUUCCAAGGGGACAGUGGAUCAUCGCAGAGCUUUAGAAAAACAUUUCCGCUAGAAAUUCCACCAUGAAGGAACGUCGUCAAGUGGGAAAAAGACAAGUGGGGAAACUGAAAAGUAUUAUUUUUCUUCGAUGUAAGUGUCGAAAUCAGGAGUUUUGAUGGCGCUGAUUGUGAAAAUAUCAUUCAUUUUUUUGAUCGUUACUUUUUUUCUUAAGCAGUACUGGAAAGUAGUCAUUUUUUGAUUUUUUUCACAAAUGUGGAUUUAGAGGUUUUGAUUGCAAAUCAAAAAAAUAAAUCAGAUUUUCGGAAUCAGCACUAUCGAAAACCCCUAGAUCAAUCAUUAUGAAAAAAGUUCAAAAAAUUACUGCUUUACAGUACUGCUUAAGAAAAAAUGUAACAAUAAAAAAACUUAAUGUCAUUUUUGAAAUCAGCGCCAUCGAUUAUCCUAAUUUCGACACUUACAUCGCAGAAAAAUAAUACUUUUCAGUUUUUCCAAUCGUCGCCCCCGUACAUGAUCGACUAUUUUUUAUAUUAUUCUCGAUCUGGAACCAAAAAAACUCUAAAAAUAUCAAAAUCACAUGAUAUUUGCGCGUUUUUAGGUAUAUGCGGGUCGACAUUGGCGGAAAAUGCGCCCUAGACUCGUCCAAGAAGGAGUUGUGCCCAAGGAACACGGAUUGCACACCAAUAAUCAAUUGGAAUUACUUCUAUUUGGCCUUGGAAAACAUGAACUGCGUGGAUUAUGUGUCGGAAAAGUUUACCGAGCGCCUACAUCUGCCUGUAAUCCCGGUUGUGGUCAGUAAGCGGAAUUAUGAACAGUAAGUCGCUCCAAGUCACUAUAGUUUUUACACUUGGGUUCCAGCCGGUUCCCAAAAGAAGCCUAUAUUGCCAUGGAUGAUUACAAAUCUGCCAAAGAACUGACAGACUACUUGAAUCACCUUAUGAAACAUCCGAGCGAGUAUGUGAAGCUGUUCGAAUGGAGAAAACAUUGGGCGAGGGCACCAUGGAACGGUGACGGUUAUAGAAAUGGUAAGUUCGACUAAAAAUUGUAUAAGUAUUGCGGUAAAUUGAUGUAAUAUGGCAUAUAUUACGAAAUGCUUUCCUAUCCUACUGCAUUUUCUAAGAAAAUUGUCGGCGGAGACAUGUUAUACGAUGAAACAUCCCCAAACAUGUUUCAUCGUAUAAAAUGGCUUCUACCGUAAUCUAGGUCGGGAAAUGUUGACGUAUCGAUUUUAAUAAGUCUGUUUGACAAUAUUAUUUUUUAAAAUACGUAAAUUGAAUAAUUUCGGAUAUUGUUUUAGGCGUGUGUGCCCUCUGCGAAAAACUGAUGGAAGAAGGAAACAAACCAACUGAAGCUAUCCCAAAUAUCAACAAAUGGCGUCAAGAUCACGCCCCUUGCGUCGACAAAGUCUUGCCGGACUCAUGGUUCCAAUAG